UUAUGAAUUUAUUUUCCAGGCCAAUUAAAAUUUUAUCUAUUUGUUGUAAUUCUGUGUAUAUUCCAUAUUUCUUUUACAUCUUCUUUGUAUUUCGAUUGUAGUUGGAGAUUCGAUAUAAAGUGUGACUCAAUUGAUGUUGCUAUUUUUAGUUCAGUGGGUAUUAUAAUGUAGUAAAACCAUAGGGUUGGAAGCCACUUUGAAGGUGGUCUAGUUCACCUUCCUGCCUACAGCCAGAUCCUCAUACUAUCACAGACCGAUGGCUCUCCAGCCUUUGCUUGAAAACCUCCAAUAAAUGGGGUUCUUAUUCCAGGAAAAAGACGAAUUCAUAGUUCUAAGGAAGUCCCUGCUUAUUUUGAGUUUGGAUCCUCUUCUGUAAAGCUUCUAAUAAUUGAAUCUAAUCUUACUCUUGGCCAUUAUGGAGAAUAAAUCUGUACCCUAUUUCUCAUGGCAAAGCCCUCCAGCCAUGGAAGACUAUUGCCAUGUCUCCCAUUAGUCUUUUCUUUAAGCUAAAGAGAGUUCUUGGUGCUCUCUGAAUCUGGUUGUGAAUGAAUGUGGGAUUUUGCUGCCUCUUUGUAUGUGGAAAUGAGCUCUGCCAAUUUUGGUGGGAGCAUGGUUUCUUUGUGGUGGCUUCUUGAUUAAAGUGUUGUUUUCUUCCUGAUUGUCUAGUGCUGAUCCCUGCUUAUCUCGGUGUUGGUUGCUGGGUGUGUUAUAUUUUAGCUUUUCUUGUUUCUUUCCUAGGGUUUUUAAUUACCUCUUUUGAAUGCUGUGUAUAUGUUGAUAAUUUCUAAUCAUUUAUUCAGUCAAUCAAUUUGUAUGGAUGCCCACCUCAGCAAAUGAUUCUGGGUUGCAAGAAAUUUUAAAGUAAAUUAGAACAAUUUCUCAACAGAAAUACAAACAUUAGAAUACAGAGAAGCCAAGCAAGAUAUUACUGAUUGCCAGCAUGAAGAAAAUGAGACCUUCAACAUUCAGGCCCAGGCCUGAGCACAGAACCAGAUCUUAUUUCCUUGCAAAAAGCCAACAGGGUCAGGACCAUCUAAAUCCCUGGAGGGUGAAUGUGGCAGAAAAAAGCAGUCCUCCUUGGCCCUGCCAGCUGGCAUUCCCUGACCAAUGGGACCCACAACAUGCCCAUCCUACUGGCCUGGAUCAGACAGGUAGAAUUCACUGGAAAAGACUACCCAUCAGAUCAUGGGUAUACCACCCUGGCCACCAGCGUGACUCUCUUAAAAGCUUCUGAAGUUGAAGAAAUCCUGGAUGGAAAUGAUGAGAAGUACAAAGCCGUCUCCAUCAGCACUGAACCUCCCACCUACCUUAGGGAACAGAAGGCCAAAAGAAACAGCCAGUGGGUUCCAACUCUUCCCAAUAGCUCCCAUCAUCUGGAUGCUGUGCCCUGCUCAACCACCAUUAACAGAAACCGCCUGGGCAGAGACAAGAAGAGAACGUUCCCACUUUGCUUUGAUGACCAUGACCCAGCAGUGAUCCACGAAAAUGCGUCACAACCAGAGGUGCUGGUCCCAAUCCGGCUGGACAUGGAAAUCGAUGGGCAGAAACUGAGAGACGCUUUUACGUGGAAUAUGAAUGAAAAACUGAUGACUCCAGAAAUGUUUUCAGAGAUUCUCUGUGAUGACUUGGAUUUGAAUCCCCUCACUUUUGUUCCUGCGAUUGCAUCUGCAAUCCGACAGCAAAUUGAGUCGUACCCUACCGAUAGCAUCCUGGAGGACCAGUCAGAUCAGCGAGUCAUCAUUAAGCUCAACAUUCAUGUGGGGAACAUUUCCUUGGUGGACCAGUUUGAGUGGGAUAUGUCUGAGAAGGAGAAUUCCCCUGAGAAGUUUGCCCUGAAGCUGUGCUCAGAACUUGGACUGGGUGGUGAGUUCGUCACCACCAUCGCUUACAGCAUCCGGGGGCAGCUGAGCUGGCAUCAGAAGACGUAUGCCUUCAGUGAGAACCCCCUGCCGACCGUGGAGAUUGCCAUUCGUAACACUGGGGAUGCCGACCAGUGGUGCCCUCUGCUUGAAACCCUCACUGAUGCAGAGAUGGAGAAGAAGAUCCGAGACCAAGACCGGAACACAAGGCGCAUGAGGCGUUUAGCCAACACAGCUCCAGCCUGGUAACCUCUGUAGAGGACUUUCGGCCUCCAGACUGUCUCUCCAAAGGAAUGGCCUACUUGGGGGCCUGCAGUUCUCCCUGGAUUAGUUUGGCAAGCCAGGGGUCCCUCCUUUCCCCAGUCUCUACCUCUGGGGGUCCAGUAAAGAUGAAUUAUGGCAGCUGUCCAAACCUUCUUUUCCCACACCCUAACAACUUUUUAAAUAAAUAAUCCAUCAAGAUGGAAGAUGCAUUUCCAGAUUCCUUUUCUUUGUCCCCAAAUGUAUACUAAUUAGUUCCCCUUUUUUCUCUGUCCAUGUGCCUAGCAAUCAGUUUUUCUUUGCAAUAUUGGGGUGGGGUGGGAUCACUAAGCCACUAUGUGACACAUUUGGUUUUGGUGUAGCUUGUUGCAUGAUCUCAGCUCACUUCUUUAGUAUAUGGUGGUUAAGCAAACUAGUAUGAUCCAGGAACUCAGUUAAUGGCUUGUUCUAGAAGUAUAUUUCUUCCAUUGUUGCCUCACUGUAUAAUAGUCACUCUGAAGUGCUUGAGUUAACAAAAUGAGCUGGUGAUGUUUCUGUUUUGGCUGAACAUGAGUCUCUUUCAAGCCACAUCUGUUGUUAUCUGCUUUGGAAUAUUGCCCAGUUCUGCAAUUUCCAGAGACGACUCCUGAUUAUAUAUUAAUAAACAUUUCCAGCCUGAUAUAACAUAUAUUGAAAUGCUAUGGGGAUAUUUUAGAAGUUGUAUAAUGCUGGUUUUAUAAAGGUUUAUAUUUUUAUAUUAUAUUACAAAUAUAAUAUAUUCAUAAA
This is a messenger RNA of Thamnophis sirtalis, 2885 nucleotides long. It is a transcript of the gene SMARCB1, whose product is annotated as SWI/SNF related BAF chromatin remodeling complex subunit B1. Gene Ontology annotation, biological process: chromatin remodeling. Lineage: Eukaryota; Metazoa; Chordata; Lepidosauria; Squamata; Natricidae. The record is from RefSeq and is a predicted model, not a curated record. Gene Ontology annotation, cellular component: nuclear chromosome.